This is a messenger RNA of Prorocentrum cordatum, 588 nucleotides long. NCBI's taxonomy places the organism in Eukaryota, Dinophyceae, Prorocentrales, Prorocentraceae. The record is from the annotation of a GenBank genome assembly.
AUGUAUUUGCCUUCUUCAUUAUGUCAGAGUAUCGAAGACAAGCACAGGUUCAUGACCCUACGCGACGACAUCGUCUUCUUCAUCUUCUUGUACCAGCUCUGGAUCUACAAGGUGGACCCCAACAGACCCGAUGAGUUCGGCUUCGUCUACGUACAAGAGCCGGUCAGACGCACACUCGAACUGACCUUCGUCGAUGUUUCUCUCAGCCUGGACGAUGUAGAGGCCUUCCGCCGCGAGCUGGACCUCGCUUGGCUCGAGGCUGGCGUCGGCGAGGAGACGGUGAGGGGCCUGGCCACCCAAGUGCUCGCGGGGGAGGCCGCAGAGCCCAAGGCGUCCGUGGCCGCGGUCGUGCAGGUCGGCGGGCCCGCCGACUCCAUCGGGGAGCUCUGUAACCUGCUCGACAACGGGCGGGUCGAGAUCCGCGGCGUUCGGCCCAGAUGGACGGAGCAGGAGAACGCCGCGGGGCCUGGAGGUCCCACGGGAGGCAAGACCGGCCCGUUGGCACCCGUGCCCAGCGCGGAGGGCCCCGCCGAGCUGGCGCCGUCGCCGGCGGGGGCGCCAGCAGGAGCGCCGGCGCCCGCCCGCUGA